AUGCUAGUAGACGUUGUUUUCAGAGGUAUUGAUGUUGUGCGAAACAAAAUAAAGUCAUUCUGUCAAACGAAAGUCACUCUUCCUCCUAAGCGCCAAAAACUAAUAAUCCUCGACGAGGCUGAUUCAAUGACCGAGGGAGCGCAACAGGCUUUGCGGCGUAUAAUGGAGAACUAUAGCGAAACAACACGUUUUGCUCUGGCCUGCAAUCAAUCUGAUAAAAUUAUUGAACCCGUGCAGUCUCGCUGUGCAAUUCUGCGGUUCCAUAAGCUCACUGACGCACAACUCGCACACAGACUUGAAGAAGUGUGUAAAGCGGAAAACGUUAGCUAUGAUGAUGAAGGGCUCAAUGCUCUCCUGUUCACGGCGCAGGGAGAUAUGCGACAGGCACUGAAUAAUCUGCAAUGUACGGUAUCUGCCUAUAAUUACGUUUCUGCUGAAAACGUGUUGAAGGGUAUGCGAUGCCCACCACAUCCGCACACUGAGUGGCAAACAUCUCUCGCUGUGCGCCGGAGCAUGAAAUUUAAAGAGCUGCCCAGAUUGUCCACGACUUCUACAAUCAUGGGUCAGGUCAGAGGGUAUUCCAGAAUGGGCUACUCUCCUGAGGAUAUCAUCUCAAACAUGUUCCGUGUAUCGAAAACUGUUCCUCUACCAGAGUUCGUGAAAAUGGAGUUCAUGAAGGAAAUUGGAUUAUGUCAUAUGCGGAUCAGCGAAGGGCUUUCGUCCCUGCUACAACUUUCCGGGCUGGUCGCUAGACUAUGUGCCAUCCAAGCGCACUGA
This is a messenger RNA of Ostertagia ostertagi, 777 nucleotides long. NCBI's taxonomy places the organism in Eukaryota, Metazoa, Nematoda, Chromadorea, Rhabditida, Trichostrongylidae. The record is from the annotation of a GenBank genome assembly.